This is a messenger RNA of Candidula unifasciata, 2131 nucleotides long. The record is from the annotation of a GenBank genome assembly. NCBI's taxonomy places the organism in Eukaryota, Metazoa, Mollusca, Gastropoda, Stylommatophora, Geomitridae.
GCAACAGUUCAAGAAGAACCACACAUGGAGUCUGCCAAGAAGUGAGCCACAGUGCUGGUUUAGAUCACGUAAUCUAAGGGAAGUGGUGAGACAGUUGAGCAGACUUGCUCACAGAGACAGCCAAGUGUGUGCUUCUAAAUUAAAUCAAUGGCUGACCUCCAAGGCUCACCAUUUAACAUUUUCUUUGCCUUUUGUGCCUGGAUUUGUACUAGGCUCCAGUGGAACCUACCUUUUGUGGAAAAACACAGGUGGCCUGUUUGUUACUGCUCAGUGUAAAGCCAAGCAUGGCCACAGGAAUCGCUUGUCACACCAAGAUGAUGAUGAUGAAGAUUCUGACAAGAAGUCCUCUCAUCCAGACUUUCAGUGGGAUUUGUUUCUGCAGCUUUUAUGGGCAGAUAUUUUCUAUCUGCUGGGUGCUGUGCUGACUGCUAUGGGAGCCGCCAUGGUUAACAUUCAGAUCCCGUUGAUGCUGGGGGAGGUGACAAACAUCGUCACCAAGUUUGCAGCAGAGACUACAUCAGAUGUGGCUCAGUUCCUAGCAGAGAUCAAACUACCUGCUGUCAAACUGCUGUGCAUCUACUGUCUUCAGGGCUUACUAACUUUCAGCUACAUCAGCUUGCUGUCUGUUGUCGGAGAAAACUUGGCAGCUCGAAUGAGGAAGCGACUGUUUAAUUCACUGCUACAGCAAGAAAUUGCAUUCUUUGACACCCACAAGACAGGAGAGCUUGUCGAUAGACUAACCUCGGAUGUUCAGGACUUCAAGAGUUCUUUCAAAAUCACCAUUUCACAAGGUUUAAGAGCAUCCACUCAGAUAAUUGGCUGUGUCGUGUCCUUGUUCAUGAUCUCGGCAAAACUAACAUUUGUCAUGUUGGGUGUGCUUCCGGUGGUUAUCAUAGGUGGCACCACGCUGGGUGCCUUGUUACGGUCACUGUCUAGAGAUGCCCAGGAACAAAUAGCAAAGUCCACAGCCAUUGCAGAUGAAGCUUUGGGCAAUGUUCGGACAGUCAGAGCUUUUGCUAUGGAGCAGAAGGAAUUUGAACUGUACGAGAAACAAGUGGACAAGUCUAGUAUCAUGAACCUGAAGCUAGGCAUUGGUAUUGGUGCCUUCCAGGGUGCCACAAAUAUUUUUCUCAACAGUAUAGUGUUGGGGUCUCUAUUUACUGGUGGCUGGCUUAUCUCUACACAUGAGCUCAAGGCUGGUGACCUGAUCUCCUUCCUGGUGGCAACACAGAUGGUUGAGAGAUCAAUGGCACAGCUGUCCUUACUGUUUGGACAUGUAGUCAGUGGGUUAUCAGCCGGAGCCCGUGUGCUUGAGUAUAUCAACCUGAAACCAACAGUGCUUCUGACGGGAGGACGCAAGAUUCCAUUCCACUCCUUCCUUGGAGAUAUCGAGUUUUCCGGAGUUCAUUUCCACUAUCCCUCCAGGAAACAGGAUGUGCUGAACAACUUCAGCUUGAAGAUUCCUGGUGGGAAGAUGGUAGCACUGGUUGGGCUUUCGGGCGGAGGCAAGUCAACACUGGCUGUUCUGCUAGAGAGGUUCUACGAUGCGACGGCGGGACAAAUUACCAUUGAUGGCAUCGACAUCAGAGAGCUUGACCCUUCAUGGCUGAGAGGUCAUGCUAUAGGCUUUAUUAACCAGGAACCGGUGUUGUUUGCUACAACAGUUAUGGAGAAUAUUCGUUAUGGCAGACCUGACGCUACCGAUCAGGAGGUAAUUGAAGCUGCCAAACUGGCCAACGCUCAUCAAUUUAUUGAAGGCUUUCCGAAUGGCUACAGAACUGUACUGGGAGAACGAGGGGUGACAGUUUCAGGGGGACAGAAACAAAGAAUUGCUAUUGCCAGGGCACUCAUCAAAAACCCCUCUAUUCUCAUUUUAGACGAGGCUACAAGUGCUCUGGAUGCUGAGUCAGAGAGGCUGGUCCAGGAAGCCUUGGAUCAUGUUGUGAAAGGAAGGACAACUCUUGUGAUUGCCCACAGACUCAGCACUAUACGAGAUGCAGAUUUGAUCGCAGUUAUCUCCAAGGGACGACUCAUGGAGCUGGGCAGUCACCAACAGCUGAAGGCCAAGAAAGGAAUCUACUGGGAGCUCAUCAAGAAACAAGAGUUGGAGGAGGAGCUCGAGAACAGCUAG